Messenger RNA from Bursaphelenchus okinawaensis, 246 nucleotides. NCBI's taxonomy places the organism in Eukaryota, Metazoa, Nematoda, Chromadorea, Rhabditida, Aphelenchoididae. The record is from the annotation of a GenBank genome assembly.
AUGAAGCUAUCAUCGGAAUCGGAAGGCCAAAAACGGGAGAGCCCCUAUAGACUUGCAGCCCGCACUCCAACGCCAGGCCCCAAGGCUCUUUCAACGGCUUCUCCCUCGUCCCCCCUCGCCUCGAAACAAGAAGGCGGGUUAUGUUUGAAGAGACCUUGCUGCUUUUGCCCUCCAUCAUCAUCACCAUUCAAGGCGCUGGAGUUGGGCCUGAGUGAAAGGCCAUUCACAGGCUUCGGAAUUGGCUAG